UCGUGCCUCACAAACAGUUGACAAUCCUGUGAAGAGGAAGGUAACGUCAGCCCUGAAGUGCAGACGGUGUGCACUUAAACUCAGGAGCAAACACUAAUAAAACAAAGUAGGACAAAUAUGGGAUUUAUUAUUUGGAAAAUAUAUUUUUUACAUUAAUCAGUGCAACAGUGUAUUUUUAUUCAGCUUGUCAGUGACCGCUUCAGUGCACGUUAAACGAAGACAGCACUCAGAAGCUGCGGCGUUUUUGGUUCACUGCAGGCGGACAAUUAAAAUACCUAGGAGCUCUACGUUUGUGGCAAACCACAGUUUUUCAAAGCUGAUUACUGACAGGUGAAGUAUACUGUUGAUUGUCCUUAAACAUAACAUGCAGGGAUUUUGUUUAUUAUUAAAACUUUAAAAAUCUUUUACUAUCACUGUCCUAUUAACGGAAGUGUAGGAACCACAAGCUAGUUCGUACAUUUGUCUUAGUAUAUUUGAUUGCCUCCUCUCCCACAUGUGCCUCCAGAUCUUCUCUGAAAGUAACCUUGAGCUGCUGAGGUUAAUAUAGAUGCUAUCAUCAGAGAAGUGUCCCUCGCUGUUACAACACACAGUUUCUGGGUCACUCCCCGGCCCUGUGAGAGGGCCCCAUCCACAUGAGCAAGAGAGGGAGACGGAGAGGGAGUGAGGGUGUGAGAGAGGAAAAGAGAGAGAGAGAGGUACGUAUUUAUAGAAAAAUGGGGCUUUGCAGUACCUUUUCUUGCAAAGAACCACUUCAGGACCAAGUGAGCUUGUCCCAGUUUUUCUGAUCACCGCUCAGCCAUAGGGUCUGGACUCAGGCUGGACAAAGCUCAUUCAGCAUGGAGAGCCUGAUUUUCAGAUGCUCCGUGCUCUCUUCUUACCUUUGUAUGUCUUCACGUAGGAACCACUGGUUGGUUAAUUGAGAACCAGCGAGGAGACCGUGGCCUACAUAGCCUUCAAAUGUUCACCUAGGUGGGUAGAGGCUUAGGGAGACGAAGGGCUCAGGUGAGGAGCAGCUUGAGGGUGUCAGAGGACACUCUUUGGCUGCAUCCACCCCCAGGAAGGGGGAGAGAGGAGACUGGCUGGAACGUGCCCUGCCGCAAGCCGGGCAAGGAUGAGGCGUUUCCUGAGCAGAAAGGGCCGCUUCUCCCUGCGCCAGAGCAAGUCUGGAACCCGGAGUGCCUCCAAAGAUUUCUACCUUGGUCUUCCAGCCACCAAUCAGAACUGGCCAGAGGCCUUUGGUUUCCGUUUGGGUGGCACUGGGCCCAGUUACAUCCUGUCAGUGGUAGAGGGCAGUAGUGCCUUCCUGGCUGGUCUGCAGCCCGGAGACCAGGUGGUGGAUAUUGAGGGUCAGGAUGUGACCAACCUCAGCACACCAGCACUAAUCGCUCUGGCUCAGACUCUCAAGACCGUCCCACCCAGCAUUGGGGUGGUGUCACGAAUUGAACAGAUUGACAUCACACCAGGUCCUGACGGCCGGUUUGGAUUCACCAUAGUCGGCGACAGCCCUCUCAUGGUGGAGGACAGCAUCCCCAACGGACCGGCAGCUCGCAGUGGACUGAAGGUGGGCGACUACGUCUUGGAGGUCAACGGCAUCCCAGUAAAGCAUCAUGAAACAGCAGCGGCCAUGAUCAAAGCAGCCCAGGGUCGACCUCUGAGACUAGGCACUCUUAGCAUGGCCCGGCGACCCAAGAGACUGAGCAGCAGCAUGAGGGUGUUGUCACAGAGUGGAGACAGUGUCAGGGAGAGUCGGGCCCACAAGGCAAUGGAGUUCAAUAGGAAGGUGGAGGACGUGCUCGGAGAGGAGCCCGAUGUGAAGGAACAGCUGUUUGAGGUUCUAAAGCAGUACGCUGCUGACAGGGAUGUGGAGAGUCUGGCUGAGGCCCUGCCUGAUAUCCUGAUCACAGAGGAGCAUCAACAGCUGAUCGACAAUGUCAGGAUCUUCAUUCCCAAGAAGCAUCGGGAGCGUUUUGACGAAGUGGUUUCCCAGAGCCUGAUGAGCAGGCUCAAGGGGCGGAGCUUCAGUGACCCUAGCCGUAGCCACCUUCGCCGCAGCCGGAGUGAGGACCACCCGGAGCGCCUUCUGGUUUCCACCCGUGCCAGCUCUGUUCCACGCACCCACGCAGAGGAAAGUGUCGGCCCACCCACCCGAGGCAUGAGAAAGACCACGUCGCUCAUAGCUGGCCACUCCAGUGGCAGCAGCACCAACUGCAGGACAGUGCGAGUUUGCAAAGGCAACAUGAGUUUUGGCUUCACCCUCAGAGGUCAUGCUCCAGUCUGGAUAGACUCUAUCAUUCCUGGGAGUCCAGCAGACAAGGCAGGUCUAAAACCAGGAGACCGGAUCCUUUUUCUCAACGGACUUGACAUGAGGACCUCUGCCCAUGAGAAGGUGGUGUCCAUGCUGCAGGGCAGCGGUGCCAUGCCCACCUUGGUGGUGGAGGAAGGCCCUCCCUCCUUUCCUCACACAGAGCAGGAUCUUGCAGGUGGUGGUCUUCUGGCAGAACGUGCCCACUCCCCUGUGCUCAGCUCCCUACAGUGGGUGGCAGAGAUUCUCCCUCCAAGUAUCAGGGUCCAGGGUCGCACCUUUGGCCAACAGCUGGAGCAUCUGCUCACCAUCCAGGAGAGAUACAUCAUCUGCAAGGCUCUGGAGAAUUUCUUUCAGCACAGGAAUGUUGACACUCUGAUCGUAGAUGUGUUCCCGGUGCUGGAUACACCAGCCAAACAGGUGAUCUGGCAGUUUGUCUACCAGCUGCUGACCUAUGAGGAGCAGGAACACUGCCAAAACAAGAUCUCACGCUUCCUUGGCUUCAAAGCCCCAGUUCCACCACCACCGCCACCUCCACCACCUCCUCCCCCUCCGGAGCCUGAGAUUGUCCCAGAACCCCACCGCCGUAGCAGCUCCAUGAGGGUAACAGGAAACACGUACAGGAGCAGUGUGAGGGGACGUAGUUCUGAUGACCUGGUCAUUGGCACACAUUUGGGCAUGGGGAUACGGGCAGAGCCAGUGCUGGAGCCAGGAAUGAGGUUGACUCCUGGAGAGAGGCAGUCAGGAGAUGGUACCUCUCUGCCAGAGACCCCCAGCAAUCUCACCAAUUUGUCAGCAGUGUAUGCUGAACUGGAGAACUUGUAUUCAGGCAAGAGGUCUAAAUCUCUGAAGAGCCGCCCCCCUCCUGCCCCCGAGAGUUUACUAGAUCUGGAUCCUCCUUCACGCACAGUAUCCCCUACCUUACAGGCUAAUACAGGGAGCCGAAAAGGUCCCUCACCCCUCACAACUUGGCAGGAGCCUGUGUCCAGCUCCCCUCCAUCCCAGUUCUAUCCGUCAGGGCUGCCAAGCCAGACCAGCGGGGAGUCCAACCCCUACAUCAGCUUAGAUAGUCCAGCUCCCUCACCCUCACCCCCAGACCUUGACGACUUCCCGUGCAGUCCUCCGGCUCAUCGCAACAACAAACGGCGUUACACCUUCUCCAAACCUCCUCGUUCAGAUGACACAGAUCUCUUCCUGGAUGCUCUCAGCGAGCAGCUGGGGCAGAAGGUGUCCAUCGUCGAUGACUUUCUGACUCCGGAGAACGACUAUGAGGAGGAUGAUGUACAGAUGGGUUUCCCCGAUGAGGAGGAUGAGGAUAAUGAAGAGGAGCUGGCAGUAGAUGAAGAAGAAAAUGGAGGAUUUGUGGCUCCAGAGCUGAGCAGCCCAAGUGAUGUUCAGAGCAGUAGUGGAGAGGAGAACGGCUCCUCCCUCACCUACUCCUCAUCCUCAGACCAGAUCCCUCCCCCACCUAUGACACCUCCUCCUCCCCCACCUGUUCAGUUCAAUGACCCUCCAUCUCCUUCCUCUCCUCCUACAUCAGCACCUGCUCAGCCUCAGCAGCCGCAGCAAAUACAGCAGCAGCAGCAGCAGCUGCACUACACCCCUGAACACUCUCCUCGGGCAUACGUGCCUAUUCGCCGCAAAUCUGGACCACCUCCACCACCUCCGCCCCGCAGCAAUCCACCACUUAAACGGCAAUCUCUCCAUAAAAUACAACCCACAAGAGAAGAUGUACAGGUUCAUGCUACCAUACAAGAGCUGAAAGCCUACCAAGAAAAACAAACCUACAAGGAAAGGCAGGCCUAUGAAGAGAGACAGACAUAUGAGGAGCAGCAGUCUAUGGAGGAGCAGCUGUUUCAGGAGCAGCAGGCCUUCCAAGAGAAACAAUCCUAUCAGGAGAAGAACUACAAAGAGAGACAAGCUCAUGAGCAAAAGAAGUAUGAGGAGCAAAAAGCUUUUGAAGAGCAGCAAAUCUACAUGGACCGACCAGCGUACGAACGGCGCCAAGCCUACAAGGAACAAAGAGCAUUGGAGGAACUUCAGGCCUAUCAAGAACAGAAAGCCUAUGAGCAGCGCCAAGCCUACAAGGAGCAAAAAGCUUUAGAAGAGCUUAAAGCCUUCCAGGAACAAAAAGCUCAUGAACAGCGUCAAGCCUACAAGGAGAAAAAAGCUCUGGAGGAGCUUCAGGCCUUUCAAGAACAAAAAGCUCACGAGCAACGCCAAGCUUAUAAAGAGCAGAAAAUAUUAGAAGAGCUUCAAGCCUAUCAAGAGCAGAGAGCCCACGAACACCGUCAAGCCUACAGGGAGCAGAAAGCUCUAGAGGAGCUACAGGCCUACCAAGAGCAAAAAGCCUACGAGAAACUUAAAGCCUAUGAGCAGCGUCAAGCCUACGAGGAGCAACAAGCCUAUCAAGAGCAGAUCUACCAGAGUCAUCACUCAAUGCCUGUCCAGCCGACACAACAAAAAGCCCACUCACAUCUUCCUCUACAACAACUUCACCAGUCCUUACCCCCGCUUCCCUCACCAGACUCCUGCCAUCACCAUCCCAACCAUCCUGUCUACGUGAUGCGCCAAGCACAGCAGCAGCAGCAGCAGCAGGUCCACCAGAGUCAUUUCCACCGGCGUCAGUCUCGUUCAGCUCCUCCGCCUCAUCAACCAACGGCCCAUCCAACAGCCCACCACGGUCAACAAGCUCAGUAUGCUGAGGGUAUCUACCAAAGUCAACAGGGCCUCAGAUCCCAUCAGCACCACUCUUCAGCCGAGAUGCUCAACAAAAUGCACCAACCUCCAGCGCAUCACUCUUCGACCGAGAUGCUGAACCAGUUGCAGCAAACCCAGGCCUUCCACUCAUCGGCUGAGAUGCUUCAACAGAUGCAGCAAGCCCAUGUUCACUCCUCCUCUUCGGAGCUGCUCCACCAGAUACACAAACCCAAGGCCCAUCAUUCGUCAACAGAGCUUCUCCAUCAGGCUCACCAAAUGCAGCAGCGGCAGUCGCACCACUCCUCAACAGAGCUUCUUCAUCAAGCUCAUCAUCAGAUGCACCGUGGUCAGCCACAUCACUCCUCCACCGAGCUGCUCCAUCAGGCCCAUCAGAUGCACCAACCGAGGCCUCAUCACUCCUCCACCGAGCUGCUCCAUCAGGCUCAGCAGGAGCCGGCCUCCCUCCCAGUUCAGCUCAAACGUGACAACCACUCACACCAGAGCCGCAGGAGUGUGAAAAAUCAAAACCAAGUGCAGCAGAGCCACCAAACCCAUCACCCUCAGCCCACCAAGCCCUCCCCUCAGCGACCCCACUCAAUACAGCAGACCCACAACCUCUCUGGUUCACCUCAAAUUCACCACAUCCACCACAUGACCCCACAGCCCCCUCCACAGGACCACCAGCACCAGAUUCAGGUCAUUCAUCCUCCACAGCAGCCCCUCAGGCCUCAGCCUCUACUCUCUACCUUUCAGCCCCUCCAACCACAUCAGCCCACCCCUUCCUCCUUUCAACCUCUUCCCCAAUUGCAGCAUCAGGUCCAGUCCUCCACCCAAACCACUCGUCCUCAGUCCCAGCCCUCACAUCACUUGCUGCAAUCCCAAAACCAGCCACAAGCCCAGUCAGCCCACCUGAACCAAUCACAUGUACAGAGUCAGCCCCAGACCCUGCCCCAUUCUCUGUCAGACCCCACAGAGCAUCUCGAGCCUCCCCCUCCACCACCUUUGCCCCCACCUUGCUCUCCUCCACCACUGCCCAGACCAAGUUUGUCAAGGAUGGACUCUCACCACAUGAGUGUGAAGAGGUUGCGCUGGGAGCAGGUGGAGAAUUCAGAGGGAACCAUCUGGGGACAGCUUGGAGCGAAUUCUGACUACGAUAAAUUGCACGACAUGGUGAAGUAUCUGGAUCUGGAACUGCACUUUGGGACACAGAAGAGCGCCAUUCCUGCUCCGGAGUCACUGCAGCACCCGGAAGGGUUCAAGAAGAAAGAUGUGAUAGAAAUUUUGUCACAUAAGAAAGCCUACAAUGCAUCCAUCCUGAUAGCCCACCUGAAGCUGUCUCCUGAGGAGCUCCGUCAGGUGCUCAUGAACAUGGCCACGGACAGACUGGAGCAGACCCACAUCAAGCAGCUCCUGCUGUACGCUCCUGACGCCGAGGAGGUCAAAAAGUACAAGGAGUACCGACAGGAUCCCAGCAAACUUAGCGAGCCAGACCAGUUUGUGUUGCAGAUGCUGUCAGUGCCAGAGUAUGAGACGCGCCUCCAGAGCCUCCUCUUUAAGUGUUCUCUACCUGAGAAGACAGAGGAGUUGAGAGGAGCGUUUGACUGCAUCUGUAAGGCCUCCAUGGAACUGAAGACCAGCAAGAAACUCGCUAAGAUACUAGAGUUUGUGCUGGCGAUGGGAAAUUACUUAAACAACAGCCAGCCAAAAACCAACAAGCCAACGGGCUUCAAGAUUAACUUUCUUACACAGUUGAGCACGACUAAAACGGUGGAUGGGAAGUCCACAUUCCUCCAUAUUCUGGUCAAGUCCUUAUGCCAACACUUCCCUGAUGUUUUGGAUUUCUCUAAAGAACUUACGAUGGUUCCUCUGGCAGCCAAAGUCAACCAGAGGACCAUCACAUCCGACCUCAGUGACCUUCACACAACCAUCCAGGACAUUCGCUCAGCCUGUCAGAAGAUGCCUGCAACUGCCGAGGACCGUUUCGCUGUCGUCAUGGGCAACUUUUUGGAGAACAGUCACCCUGCCCUCCAGUCUCUGGAGUCCCUGCAGCAGAGAGCAAUGGAGGAAUUUGGCAGAACUGCUUCUUACUUUGGAGAAGACAGCAAAGCCACCAACACGGAGGCCUUCUUUGGAAUCUUUGCAGAGUUCAUAAAAAAGUUUGAGAGAGCUCUCAGUGAUCAUCAGGCUGCAGAAAACCCAAAGAGCCCCCGCAGCCCUCGUGUGGCCUCCCCACUGGACUGGUAACACACACAUCUACAAUACUGUACACUUAGAAAUACACAGAGACCUUCAUAGGUGAGCUGUACACUGUGUAUAUAUAUACCUGUGCAAGCACUUAUAAUACUAGGGCGUGUUUAAAUAUAUGUUUGUAUUUUGGAGAAAAGAAGGAAAAAAACAGUAUAGGCCUUGAGCUGCAGUACACAGUAACCACAUGUGUUUCAUCCUAGGUUUUCUCUCUUUAUGUGCAGCAAUGUACUUUUGUGGUAAAAGCUUUAUCAUAUGCACCAAGAUGUAGCUUUAAUAAGAGGUGUUACUUUGAACUCUAAAUGUUUAUCUCAGAUGUAUAUCCACUGCCACAGAGUGGUUCUAAGGAAACCAUAGAUUAUUAAGUUUGCUCUUUUUCUAAGCAGCCCACCGCCAUGAAUGUAACAUGAGUUCUUGUUCUGUAGCUUAGUUUUCUGAAGACUGAAAAACAACAUCAAAGGAAUCAACAUGAGUGACUCCUUUGAUGAAAUGCGCUCAUUUUGAAAUGGGGGUAUCAAACAGUGAAACGUGUAUAAGACAUGGGCGCAAAGAGGUUCUCCACUGGUCUCUGAAGUGGCUGUGUACAAAUGUGAGUAAAGGAGGUCAUUUCAGAUUUAAUCCAAAUGCAGUUUAUUAUUUCUUAAAAACUGUGAAGUUGUUGGAGGAACGUCUUACAUCAAAGAUGACAGAGUCACCGCUGUCUCCUUCAGUGGGUUUUACUUUACUCGGCACGUGCAUGGUUGACCAGUUCAGGGUUUUCACAGAGUUGAACAAAGACGUUACUCCCUAGUAGCAGUUGUUUGAUGAUGACACUGUAUGUGAACGGCCUUCGGAAGAGUCACGGGAAAGAACCCCCCCACACCCCCUCCCCACAACUGUUUCUUGUUACUUAGUUGCUUUAGGUUUUAUCGUGUGAGAACAUGAUUUAUAUUAUGCAUAAACAAGACACAUGUUGUACAAUAGUUUAACAUUGUCUCACAAGUCUCCAUAACAAGUUCCAGGAAUUUUUACAACGUUAUUUUUGAACUUUACUCCUAAAAUGUUGCUACACUUUCUUAAGAUCUAGAUAAAAUUAAAGUUCUGUUCCAAGUCCAGUAGGUGGACAGCUCAUUGUUACAUCUGUAUAAGAGACGAAAUGACAAAGACAAGAUUUUCUCUUGUUUCCACCGACAAAAUCACCACAAUAUUAUAUACACAAAUGUGGCGUUCCACUGCGGCCUGCAGUCCAGAUCUGUCUUCUAUUGAAAAUGUAUGAAGCACAAUGAAGAAGGGAAUUACAGAACAGAGACUGUGGGCUGUAGAACCGCUGUGGUAUUUCAUAAAGUAAAAAUUUCAGUAAAAAAGUAGUUUACAAACAAAUAGAAAGUAUUGUAAAAAAAAAAAACGGAAAGUGGGCGUUUUUUCUGCACCAUUUGUUUCAUAAGUAAAAACUUGAAAAUCUGUGUUCUUUCUGCUAGAUAAAAGAAGGUUUAACUGCACUAGAAAGCUACAACAGUUUUUAAUUAGAUUCCUUUCAUGGUGUACAAAAUGUUUGUUGAAAAUAAUACUGUUUUUUUAAAACAUUGUUAGUAUGAACAGAAAAUGAACACAAAAAAAAAUCCCUGCACUUGGAGAAUAUGUACUUUGGUUUUCUUUGAAAUUCUGUCCUUUAAUUUGCAUAUUUAUAAUAAUCUGGUACUUUUGAGAGACAGGUUGUUUCUGGAACAUUCUUAUAUAUUUAUUUAUUUAGAUCAUUACUGAGCUCAUGGUAAUAAGAUGGUGAUGUGCACCGGGGAGUCGGCACUGUGCAAUAAGUCCAUUCCAAGUUUUACUCUUUAAACAGUAAGUUUGAGUUCUCCUGUCUUUGAACUGUGAACCAUUACUGUAUACUGAAUGUCCGAAGCCACAGUAUGAUUCAUUUUAGAAGCACUUUUUGUGACUGACCAAAACCUACAGUAUGUGAUCGACUUCUUCUCACAGCCCCUCGUGAGAACAGCCGUCUCUUGGAGUUGUGCAGUAUUUCACAAGUCUUCCAGCUAUUAAUGCAGAACACUAGCCGUCAGCACUUUGUUCAGGUGAAAUCUCGAAUCUCUUAAAAGUGAUAUUUAUUUUUCAGAUUUCAACUUUAACGUUAAGCUCUGGCAUUUCCUCUGUGUAAACUACAGAUCAUUGAGAGAGAAUUACUGUUCAUUUAAGACUAUAAAGUACAGUAUGAAAUUG
This is a messenger RNA of Cynoglossus semilaevis (tongue sole), 9445 nucleotides long. It is a transcript of the gene grid2ipa, whose product is annotated as glutamate receptor, ionotropic, delta 2 (Grid2) interacting protein, a. Gene Ontology annotation, biological process: regulation of DNA-templated transcription. Lineage: Eukaryota; Metazoa; Chordata; Actinopteri; Pleuronectiformes; Cynoglossidae. The coding region runs from base 1112 to 7246 and encodes 2044 amino acids. Gene Ontology annotation, molecular function: protein binding. The record is from RefSeq and is a predicted model, not a curated record. The transcript has 24 exons.